CAGUUUGAGAAAUCUGCCGAAAAUAUAUAGAGAGAGAAAGUAGGGUUUAAGGAAACUUACGUCUUCAGACAAAACCCUAAUCUGAUUUUCUUUUAAUAAGCUUAGUCGCGCCUCCUUAUUUUCAAAUUUAUGGGUUCUUGUUCAGAAAUCUUGAUUUUGCAGCUCGGAAAUGGUGGAUUUUUCCAACAAUCUCACCGAUGAAGAUGAUGACCUGCUGAAUCACUCUCCAGAAUCAGACAACAUCGAUAGCCAUCCUCUUCCUCUCGACCUCUUUUUUUCUGAAGAACUUGACGAAUUAACUGUAUCUUUUGUUGAUUCAUUUUUUGACUUUGAGACUAUGGAUAAUUUGAUCGAAGGGAUUCCGAUUUCAGUAACGCCUGAUAUUAACGCGGAUGCUGUACAAGAAACGAAAGCCGAAGAUGGAUUCGUAGCAUUGGGAAAUUCACGCUCAGGCUCAGGCUCAGGUUCAGGUUCGUCUAUUGUGGAUGAUAUUGAGAUGGUAAGUCUGCAAGCGGCAUCAACUGACUUGAUUGUUGAGAAUGAUAACGUUAGUAAGCCGGGUGAACCGAUUGUUGACAAUCAAAACGCAGAUGGGUUCGUAGCAUUGGGAAAUUCAGGCUCAGGUUCGUCUAUUGUUGAUGAUAUGGAGAAGAUAAGUCUGCAAGUGGUGUCAACUGACCUGGUUGUUGAGAAUGCUAACGUUAUUAAGCCGGAUGAACAGAUUGUUGACAAUCAUAACAGAGAUGAUGCAGUCAAGAUUGGUGAAAUUUCGCUUUCUACGAAGGAAGAUAAGAAGGAAGAAGUUAGCGAGAGUAGCUCGGAUUCAGAGAGCUCUGAUUCAUCAUCAUCUUCUUCUUCAUCGUCUUCAAGCAGUGAAGAUGACGAUGAUGAUUCCAGUAGUGAAGAAGACGAUGAUACAGAUGAAGAUGUAGAGAAGAAGAGAGUAAAAGAUCCCAACAUGGAAGAAGGCGAGAUAAGCGAUUCAGAUAUUGAGAAUAUGAUUGCUUGCAGCGAUGAAGAUGAUGAAAAUGGCUUUGUCGCCAAAGAGCCUAUUAGAUCCGCCAACGAGCUUGUGAUUCUCCCUCAUGUUCCUGAAAUAACCGCACGUUUGGAAUCAAACCACAUAACUGAGCCCGUUGGAAUAAUCCAAUCUAUUAUCGGGAACCAAGUAAUUGUGGAGGGAGUUGAAAAACACAAUCCUCUAAACGAGGGUUCUAUCAUGUGGCUAACUGAAAGCAGAUCCCCAUUGGGACUCGUUGACGAAAUCUUUGGACCUGUCAAGAAUCCUUUCUACAUAAUCCGAUUCAAUUCAGAGAAUGAAAUUCCGAAAGGAAUCAAAGAAGGUACAGCAGUGUCGUUCGUUUCCGAGUUUGCCGGUCACGUUCUAAACGACCCAAGUGUCCACAAGAAAGGGUACGACGCUUCCGGUUUGAACGACGAAGAAACCGACGAGACAGAGUUUUCCGACGACGAGAAGGAAUCUAAGCACAAGAGAUUGCUAAAAGGGAAGAAUAAGGGUAGUAGUAACGAUAUUCAUGCGUUUGGAAAUUCGAAAUUCAACAAAAGGAACAAAAACCGAGGAACAACAACAAGUACAUGGAAGAACAACAAUAAAGAAGUUCAAAAUGUGCAAAGCCAACAAAGUGUUCCAACCGGAGGUGGUUCGAAUCAGAACAUGAGUCAUCCUCCUAUGAUGUUUAAUUUAGGUCAACCUCCCUCCGGGCAAGUAGUUCCACCUACAAAUGGAGUUUGGAUGAAUGGAAAUCCUAGCCAACAGCAAAACCAACAACCUCAAUUUCAUUCCGGGAACCAACAACCUCAAUUUCAUCCUGGGAACCAACAACCUCAAUUUCAUCAUGGGAACCAACAACCUCAAUUUCAGCCCGGGAUGAGUAAUCCAAAUGGGUUUCCUUCAAACGGAAUGCCAUGGCCAGCUUCUGUUAAUCCCCCCACUCCUUUCCCGAUGGGCAUGCCAAUGCAGUUCGGCGGUCAAUCGGGUUGGCCUGUAAACAUGGGUCAGUCGUUCCCUUUUGGGAUGGGUAUGCAUCAAAAUACGACACCUACUGUUAACCAACAACCGGGCAUGAUGGGGCAGGGAUUCGGGAUGAUGAAUGGGCAGGGACAAGGACAGCCGAAUAUGAAUGUCGGUUUUCAAGGGUUCAAUGGAAAUUGUCAAGGAUUCAACAUGGGUGGUGGUGGUGGUAACAACAGUAGUGGCGGUGGUGGUAAUAGUGGUGGUGAUGGUGGUUGGAGAGGAGGCGGUAGAGGUGGCGGUAGAGGUGGCGGUAGAGGUGGUGGAGGGCGGUUCAGAGGCGGCAGAGGGCGGCAGCAGCGUCAUUGACUGAGUGAAAACAUUAGUAAGUUGUUCUAUUAUACUUUUUUUUUGGAUGGCAACAGACCAACUUGAAUUUUGUUCUUUUUUUCUAAGGUUUGAUUUCUUAUUAUGCAUAGGCAUUUUAAACUCUUAAUACAGUGAAAGACUAAUCUUAGAAGAAAAAUCUCAACUUUUUUCUA
Impatiens glandulifera is the source of this 2514-nucleotide messenger RNA. RefSeq names its product H/ACA ribonucleoprotein complex non-core subunit NAF1. Gene Ontology annotation, molecular function: RNA binding. Gene Ontology annotation, biological process: box H/ACA snoRNP assembly; ribosome biogenesis; pseudouridine synthesis. Bases 170 to 2341 code for a protein of 723 amino acids. Lineage: Eukaryota; Viridiplantae; Streptophyta; Magnoliopsida; Ericales; Balsaminaceae. Gene Ontology annotation, cellular component: sno(s)RNA-containing ribonucleoprotein complex. The record is from RefSeq and is a predicted model, not a curated record. The transcript has 3 exons.